AUGAUGAAAAAGGAGUGUGCAGCAAGUUCUCUUGAAGGCCGUGCGCGUACCUCCUGCCCAUCCUCUUGUCAUAAGUGCGGCCCGGUGGCCUGGAAAUGGAAACCGAUCAAGAAGCUCCUGGUGCACAUGGAUGAAGAAGUGAGUUUCAGCCAUAUACCACCUGCACGUAGCCGGAAUAGUGCUAAGAUACUAAUUUUAGACCGUGGACGGGCCAGCGAUCCUCGAGGAGAUGAGCGGCGGGCUUCUCCCUUGGAAAAAGCGUUGAGACUCCCCGGAGGAUCUCGAUGCGCGACAGCAAAGUCGCGGGUUUUAGAUCGUAAACGGCUCAUGCGAGGAUCAGAAGGCAGACAGCUGAAGAGCGGGGGUUGCGACUUUGGUGAACUGUUCUGCCGAUGGGGGUCUAUCUUAAUGGAACUAAGAAGCACAACUAGCAAUAAGCCGGAUACUCAUCCGGUUUGUUCUUCUUCGCCUUCACUACGCCGGGAUUGGUCGUUUAAGCUCAGCACGCAGCGCUCCAAAUGGAACGAGCAUGCUCAAGCACAUGCUUCAACGUCCGAGCUUAGUCGCAAAUUUGAAGGUUUGCGGAAGUUUUGGUGCAAAUCUGCUGAAAACGACGAACCACGACUACAGACCACGUCUCCGAAUUACGACUACGAAUCAAUGACGGCGCACGACCUUGGAGUUGCACGCGGGCGACCGUUGUCCAUAUCUGGUGAGUCUCCCAACAGAAAAAUGCGAAAGUUGGGUAUUCCUGAUUCGGAGAAGCUGUGCUCCACAUCGGGAAUAGCAACCGAAGCGCCUCUUUCUGCUGGAAUUUUUUCUCGCAUAAAGAAACCCGCACAGACGAAUCCGAGGCGCCAGGGCAGCUUUAUGAUCCAUGGAAAUGCAGGUCGAGUUCUACUCUCUUCUUCGCGGCGUGGAGUUAUGCAGAACGUUGUGAGCUGCAGUACUCGAUCAUUACGGCGUCGGCAAUAUCUCAGUUUCAAUCAUCUCAAAAGACCCGGAGUGGCAGCUUCGCGUACUGUAGUUUUGAAGUCGAGUCCAGGGAGCGAAGUCUCGAUGAAGUUUUGCGGAAAGUCUGGCCACCUCGAGCAAAUACCGACUUGGGACAGCCGACGGGGAGAGAACGCCGGUGCUAUUGUUACGACAUUACAGGUUGUGGAGCAUCAGCAAGGGCAAACUCCGCCGCACUUGUCGCAGGUUGCGGGGGACGAUAGCAAAUGGUUAGAACAGCUUCGUCGGCGUCAUGACUCCGGUGCCUUUGGUUUCGCUGCGUUACCUGGAGACGCAAGGCAGAGUGGGGAAGUCGCAAGAGCGUUAGCGUUCUGGUCUGGCUUGCAGCAGUAUAAUCUACACUGUCACGAGCACAACGCCGCGUGGGGGCAUGAAGAUGAAGCUGCAGCACAUGCAGACUCGCGUAGUGGCGGUUUCACAGUCAUGAGAGCGAGUGCGGUUGGGCGUACAUGUAAGGCCGCAAAGCAGUACCGAGAAAAACCCAAACCGGUGCGGGGCGACGACUCCAACAGAAGGAAAAGGCGCGGAAAGUUCGGGUCUCGGGAAUUAGGGGGGUUCAUGAGUUCGACGUUUUCGGUGGAGGAGCCUGUGAGCCACAACCCCAGCACUGCAAAAAAUGAAGGGCAGCCAGCAGGAAACCACGAGGGAGAUGAGGACAGCCCGCAGGAUGAUGGCCCGCCGCCACAAAUCUGGGACCCGUUUCAACAUGUGCCGAAGCGCCAAAUACUUCCGCCGCUGGUCGGGCAUAUGAGCUACUCGGUGGGGUGUAUCAACAUGCGAUCUGGAAACCCGGAGGGGGCGUCUUUCACCUGGGCCAUGGAAGUGGCACGAUGGCGAAAGUGGGACGCGGUGUGCUUGAACGAGUUCAAUUACACGAAGUCACUACUUCUUGACGACGACACAGUAUUCAGUAAGGAAGGCAGCAUAGCACAAAGCCCGGCAAUUUUUAACCAAGAGAACAGCGACAGCGACGGACACGAGACGGAUGGCAGUUUUGAAGACAACUACGAGGCCCCGCAGACCUUGAGCACCAUCAAACCGACUUGGGUGAAGCGCAAAAAGUAUGAUUUGGCUUAUACAAAUGGCGUAGGCAUUGCGAUUAUUCAUCCGCAGCUGCGGGAACAGUUACGGAUCGCGAUGAAAAAUCCGGCGGAGCAUAUUCGGGCCCGGCCCCGGAUCCUGUCGAUUCACCUGGCGGAGAUGAUACUGACUUCCAUCUAUGCCCCCACAAGUGCAACCGCGAAAAACCAGCGGGAACGCUUUGACAUGGACUUUUUGCGGCAUUUCAUGGAGAUGGGCAGACGCAAGCGCCAAAAGUGGAAGACGCAAAUUACGUGUGGCGACCUCAAUGCACAGAUCGGGGCGGAGCGCUUUGCGAAUUCGAGCAUUCACGGCGGCAAAGGGUUGCAGCACACAAACCCAAGGGGCAAAGAGUUGGCCAACAAGUUGCUAGCACUCAACACCGUGCUCGCCGGUACGCACUUCGACGCAGGUCCCGGAGAGUCGUCCGCCACGAGAGAGGGCAACGAGCUGGGCCACUUCUUAACCAAUGGCCGCUUCUUAUCAAAGUUCAGAAGCUACCGCAGAUUCGAUCCGAAUGGACUGACGCAGACCGGAGAGCUAGCGGCACCAAAACGUCUGGACCAUAAGGCGCUGGAAGUGCAGGUAGAUGUGAAAGGGCAUGCACAGAUGCGGCGCGAAGGACUUCAGCGGCAGGCAAAUUCCAAGGAGUUUACGCUGGAGCCCGAUCCGAAAACCGUAGCAAAGUUCAACUUCGAACUGCAGGCAGAAAUCGAGCAAAAUCCGGCGGCGUUUGGAAUGGAGGAGUUUCAGAGUUUCCUCGUGAAGCGCGCGCCCUGGUUCCUGGUCAAGAAACAGAAAAAGGGGCCAGCAGCAGCAGAUCCGGACUCUUUAGUGGAAAACGCGAAGACCCGGGCGGAAUUUUGGGAGCAUUGUCGAGAUGGAUCCGCCUUCAGUAGUCUAAUGAGCAUGAAAAAAGCCAGGGAUCUUCCGAGGGGUUGGCAACCGCAACGCAAGUGGUUCUAUACAUAG
Amoebophrya sp. A120 is the source of this 3066-nucleotide messenger RNA. Lineage: Eukaryota; Dinophyceae; Syndiniales; Amoebophryaceae. The record is from the annotation of a GenBank genome assembly.